CUUAGCUUUUUCUUUGUUUUUGUUUGGGCCUUUUAGGUCCCGCUUGUAACCAAAAAAAAAUACAAAUCAAGUAGCACAUUCUAAUAGAUUUCUAUCAGAAUCCUAUAUUUUGAUAAUAUUUCCGAGACAUAGGCUAAAGAGAGAAGGCGAGAGUAAAAAGAAAGACUGAGAAGAGAACAGGGAAAGAAGAGAAAGAAGAAGAAGAAGAAGAAGAAGAAGGUGACGGGAAGCUGAUGUGGAUUUUGUCUCAAUUUUUCUGAUUGAAAUUCUUUCUGGGAUUUCUUAUGUGUAGUUACUUCAGGGUCCUGUAUUUGUCUUCAUCUGACCGAUGGAAGAAUCGUCUUCAGCUGACCAAGCCUGUUACUUAGCCUCCAUUGGUAUGGGGAGUUUGCGGAUUUGCUGCCUGUGGUGAUGGUGUGACAGAGUAAAAUCAAGAUCCUUCAAUAUAUCUGACAGCUGUUUAGGCCAAUGUAUUUCUUGAAAAUACUUAUGCUUCUCAACCUCUGAAGACAUCACCUUAAUCUCAUCUAUUCACCUGAUUUUCUAUCCUGUUGAAAAAAUGGGUAUGGCAAUAUCUAGGAUGGUGAAGAUGCUGUUUGCAAGGAAAGAAAUGAGAACACUAAUGGUGGGUCUUGAUGCUGCUGGUAAAACCGCCAUCCUCUACAAGCUUAAACUUGCACAAUUGACAAUUACAGAGUCUGUUGGCGAUUGGUUCUUUAAUCGAUAUGUAUCGAAGCAUAUUGAUUGUUAAUUUCCCUGCAAUCGAAGCUGCUAUCAUCACAUGCUGCAUAAGGUUGAUCGAACUUGAGGUCAGUUCCAACAUUUGAAGGGACCCUGGUGGAAGUAUUCCCUUCCUGUCCAAGACCAUGAGUUGUUAAGAAUGAAGAUCAAUUAGAGUUCUGGCGAAAAUUGAGAGCUUUGAAGCCAUUCAGAAGCGGGAAGAAAUCAUUGAAGCUUCCUAUGGAGUCAUGAUUGCUCGGGUUGAUCUUGGAGUUGAAAUCCCACUCGAACAAGAUUUCAAUAGUCCAAGAGGAAAUAACUCAAGUGUAGGCAGCUAAACAAUGUUUUGUAGCUUCUCAACUACUUGAAUCAAUGAUUGAAUACCCAACCCCAACACACUUUGAGGUGUAUUAAGUGGGACAAGACAGUUGGGUAUGUGCUGUAAGCCAUAUUAUCAAAAUCUCAAAAGAGAGCCAUACAUUCUAUGAGAGGAAAGCUUUGCCAGCCAACUGUAUUCCAUCUUUCUCUUUACUAAUUGAUUGAAGCACUACACAGCUGUUUGUUCCGAGUUCGUGAGCAGGAAGAUGGCAGAUAAAUUUCUGCUUACUUUUGGUGCUGAGGGUGUGCUGAAGAAGGUGUCCUCACUUGUCAAUGAGCAAAUCAUUCUUGCAUGGGGGUUCAAAGAAGAUCUGAAGAAGCUAGGCGAGUCGUUAUCACUAAUCCAGAACAUGUUAAAUGAUGCGGCAGAGAAACCACAAGCUCUGGAGGCAGUAGAAGGAUGGGUGAAGAAACUCAAAGGAAUAGCUGAUGAUGCAGACAAUGUGCUGGAUGAAUGCAACUAUGAAGUUCUCCGACGUAAGGUUGAACUGCAAAACCACAUGAAGACGAAGGUACUCAACUUUCUUUCUGCAUCCAAUCCCAUUAUAUUUCGCCUUAAAAUGGCAAAUAGGAUAAAGCAUAUCAAUGCAUCACUUUUGGAUCUCAAGAGUGCUGCAUCUCUCAUUGGAUUAAUUGAAAGAAGAAUAGAUGCAACUCCCCAAGGUGUACGGCCGGAUCGAGAUCCAACCGACUCAAUGUUUGAGAGGGACGAAAAGGUCAUUGGAAGGGAGGGUGUUGUGUCAAAAAUUGUUGAGAGCUUGACCAACUCCAACAAUCAGCAGAAUCUUUCAGUUAGGGCCAUUGUUGGAAUGCCAGGAUUGGGAAAGACAACUUUGGUUAAAACAGUAUACAAUAAUACUGCUAUUGCUACACACUUCCAUAAGAAAAUAUGGGUUUGUGUCUCUAAUACUUUUGAAGUCGAUUUCACCUUAAGCCAGAUCUUAGACUCUUUAAGACCAGGAAAGGCUGGAAUUAAAAAUCGGGAUGCAUUGCUUAAAUCUCUCCAAGAAGAGCUAACAGAGAAGAGAUAUAUUCUUAUCCUAGAUGAUGUUUGGAAUGAGGAUGGUAUAAAAUGGGAAAGUUUGAUGAGUUGUUUGUCAAAGCUUAAUUCUGCUCCGGGAAGCAACAUCAUCAUCACUACCCGCAGUGCCAAGGUGGCAUCAAUUUCGGAAACACUUACUCAGUGUGAGUUGGACAAACUAUCAAAUGAUGAAUGUUGGUCCAUCUUGAAGCAAAGAGCAUUGUUUUCAGAUGGCAAUGAUCCAAACCGAGAGAGAAUUGGAAAGGAAAUUGCUAAGAAGUGUGGAGGCGUCCCGUUGGUGGCGAAGGUUUUAGGAGGCAUGAUGCGUACUAAAAAUAGUACAAAAGAAUGGUUGUCAAUUCAAGCAAGUCGAAUAUGGGAAUUACCCGAAGGAGAUGAAAGAAUCAUGUCUGUUUUAAAGUUGAGUUUUCAGAAUUUGAAAUCAUCACUUUUGAAACAAUGCUUUGCAUAUUGCUCAAUGUUCCCAGAAGAUUUCACAAUUGAAAGAGAAAAGUUGAUCCAACUAUGGAUGGCUCAGGGAUUUCUCCAUCCUUCUCCUGGCCAGCAUAUGCAACAAAUGGAGGAUAUAGGUGAUGAGUAUUUCAAUAUUUUAUGUCAAAACUCCUUAUUCCAAGAUGUUACCAAGGAUGACAAUGGCAUUAUAGAGGACUGUAAAAUGCACGAUCUUGUGCAUGAUCUUGCAAAAGAAGUAUCCAAAUGUGAGAGUUUGAUACGGAAUUUAAAUAACGUGAUGGAGGAUCACGAUACAUCUGAGAUUCGACAUGUUUCACAAGUUCCUACUUCAACACGAGAAAGAAUGUCAGAGUCAAGUAUGGCAAGAUUGCGCUCUCUAUUUAUGAGUGAUCAAGUCCCCAGUACCAUUUUUCUAAAGUUGAGAGCUUUACGUGUCUUAGAUUUAGAAGAGGCAGGUAUAGAGGAGUUGCCGAAUUCAAUUGGCAAGUUGAAGCAUUUGAGGUAUCUAGACAUUUCCUACACAAGAAUCGAGGCACUCCCAAAAUCUAUUGGCAAGCUCUAUAACCUUCAAACACUGAGAAUGCAUCGUGCUAGAUAUCUCAAAAAGUUGCCACAGGAAAUGAAAAACUUGAUCAACUUGAGACAUGUUUAUUUUGAUAAGCAAAUUGAGAUUCCAGCUGGGAUAUUGGGGCAAUUGUCCAAUCUUAGAACAUUACCUUACUUCAGAGUGGACAAGGAGUUGGGACCUGGAAUUGGAGAAUUAGGUGGCCUGAAGCAAUUGAGAGGCCAACUAAUUAUUAAGAAUCUAGAACAUGUGAAGAGUGAAGAAGAAGCGAAGAAGGCAAAAUUGGAGGAGAAGAGAGAUGUAUGCGAGCUAACAUUUAAAUGGACAAGAGACGGCAACAAUGAGCAAGGAUCGGAUAGUAGCGGCAUUAAUGAUGAACAUGAACAUGUACUAGAAGGCCUCCGGCCAGAUACUAAUUUGCAAAGGCUGCAGAUUAAAGGAUUCAGGGGUGCCAGAUUUCCGUCAUGGGUGAUGUGUCUCAACAACUUGAAGAAGAUUAAAUUAUACGACUGCCCCAAUUGUGAAGGAGUUCCAGCACUGGGUCAACUUCCUAAUCUUAGACAUGUCGAGAUUUGCAGGAUGGAUAACCUAAAACGUGUGGGAGCUGAUGGUCUAGACUCGUUCCCUCUUGUUGAGCAUAUGAGUAUAAUUAAUUGUCCCAGCCUGGAGUCAAUUCGGAUCACACAGGGCAUUGCUUCUCUCCGUGAAUUGAUCAUAAGCGGUUGUAUUGGAUUGUCAAGCCUACUGAUUGGGCCCGAUUGCUGCACCUCUAUUCAAAAAUUGGUUAUUCGGGGCUGUCCUAAUCUAACAUCACUUCCAACUACACAGGGGGACAUUGCAUCUCUAGAGUUGGAGAUUGGAGAGUGUGAUCGAUUAUCAAGCCUACCUAGUGGGCUCCUCCUACGCUGCACCUCUUUGAAGCUUAUAGAUUGUCCUAAUAUAACAUCAAUAUUUCCCAUCACACAGGAAAUGCCAUCAUCUCUCCGUCAAUUGUCGAUUACAAAUUGUACGGGAUUAUCAAGUCUACCACUAAGCGGGCUCCUCUCUCUUGAGGAUUUGUUUAUACAUGGCUGCUCUAGUCUAGCACCAUCCAUUUCAGUCUCAUCAGGCGUCCUCCGCAGUUUGACUGUUCUUAAUUGUGAGGAAUUGACAUCCAUUUCAAUGCCGUCGUCAAGUCUUCUACUUGAGGAGUUGUGUAUAGGGAAUUGCAAUAAUCUACAAUCUAUUGUUCCAGUAGAUUUACAGGGCUUCCCAUGUCUCCGUGAGUUGAUAAUACGGCAUUGUGGGAAAUUAAAAUAUCUGCCGACAGGGUUUCACUGCCUCACCCGAUUGAAGAAACUGGUUAUUGGCAGUUUCUGGGAGGAGCUCCAUUCCUUCCCUGAGUUUCAGCUUCCACCACAUUCACAACUUGAAACGUUACACUUGAUAGGGUGGCCUAAGCUAAAGUCUCUGCCCCAGCAAAUUCAGCACUUGACUUGUCUAAACACUUUGUAUAUACGAGAAUUCAGCGGAGUGGAUGCUCUUCCUGAGUGGUUGGGAAAUCUCACAUCUCUUGAGAAUCUGUAUAUUUGGGAUUGUGAGAAUCUCAAGUAUCUACCUACACUCCAAGCUAUGCAACGCCUCACCAAAUUGAAGAGGCUCUCUAUUGAGCGAUGUCCUCUCCUCAAGGAAAAUUGCACCAAGGACACAGGCCCUGAAUGGCCCAAGAUUGCUCAUAUCCCAACUAUCUCAACGCUCGAUUGAAGCUAUGCAAGGCCCAACAGUUUGUCACAUAUCAAGAGAAUAAUAUAUGUAGGUCUGCAAUAAUUAAAGCUAUGAGAAUCCUCACUAAUCUAGCAGAACAGGAUAUUCGUCGGUCCAAGUUUCAGGGGAAACAUUGCCUUGAGGUGUGAGAAUAUUCCAUUUUUGCGGAUUACUUUCAUUCAAGUUAUGAAGUACAACAAUUCCUAAUGCACACUUUAUCGUACUCAAAAUGGAAGAACAACUGAUGAUGUGCGAUGGACACAGACCUGGUACAGGUCCAAAGAUGAAGGAAUUGGAGCACCCAGUUCAUGAUCUCUGGUGCCUACCACAGUUUUCAAAUCGGUUAAUUCGGCUCUUGGGAAAGUGUUGCAACUUUGGCCGGUUUGAGAACAAGCUUCCCUCUGCAGUUUGGAUAAGCGCCACUCUGUGAAACAAAAGUCUUGUAGCAUUUGUGGCCUUGUGGAACCUUCUGUCUUACCAUUCAUGCAAUCUCUUGGUCCUUGGCCUAUGAGAGCUCCAAUUGAUACUAUGGCCUUGGUUUGGAGCAACUCAAGUAUUGUUAGAAGCUUUGGAGGGAACAACAUUGCCUCCUUGUGUAAUCUGGUAUUUCACCAUUUGCCUUUGCUUUUAGGAAGUUUUUGCUCUGUACUAUGAAUUAUGUAGGGAUUAGUCUGAGUCGUCUGACAUCAAUCAGAACCAAGUGAAAACAUUCUAAAUAUGUAUGAUAAUACUGUAGAAGGCUGCUAGCAGCACAUUAGAUUUAAAGGAAUCAAUGAUCAAUAUGACUAGUGCACUGGUUCUGAUCUUGAGGCUCUAGUAGAAUAA
Molecule: messenger RNA, 5726 nt
Organism: Rosa rugosa (rugosa rose)
Lineage: Eukaryota; Viridiplantae; Streptophyta; Magnoliopsida; Rosales; Rosaceae
Product: putative disease resistance protein RGA1
Exons: 13
Coding region: 1305-4901 (1198 amino acids)
Biological process (GO): defense response to other organism
Molecular function (GO): ADP binding
Source: RefSeq, a predicted model, not a curated record